Messenger RNA from Closterium sp. NIES-65, 1224 nucleotides. Lineage: Eukaryota; Viridiplantae; Streptophyta; Zygnematophyceae; Desmidiales; Closteriaceae. The record is from the annotation of a GenBank genome assembly.
AUGAAGGACCGGACGACCGGCAAGGCUCGCGGUUUUGGUUUUGUGAUAUUUGCCGACCCUGACGUGGCGGAUCGCGUGGUUCUCGAGAAGCACACUAUCGAUGGCAGACAGGUGGAAGCUAAAAAAGCCGUUCCUCGAGACGAGCAGAAUCUUCCUAGAGGACUCGAUUCAUCUCAAGGCAACAUGUCCGGAGAACAAGCAGCAGGAGGCGGCGGCGGCGGGCAGCCUAUCCAGCGGACAAAGAAGAUCUUUGUCGGCGGCCUCGCAUCCACCGUCACGGAGGACGAUUUCCGUCAGUAUUUUGAGCAGUUCGGCACGAUCACGGACGUCGUCGUGAUGUACGACCACAACACACAGCGGCCGCGCGGAUUCGGCUUCAUCACGUACGAUUCGGAGGACGCGGUCGAGCGCGUGCUGCAGAAGACGUUCCACGAGCUCAAGGAGAAGAUGGUUGAGGUCAAGCGCGCCGUGCCCAAGGACAACAUGGGCGGCGGCGGCGGCGGCGGUCGCGGCGGCUACGGCGCAAGGGGAGGGUACGGAUCUGGCGGGUACGGUGGCGGUGGCGGUUACGGCGGAGGAGGCGGGGGCGGUUACGGGGCUCGCGGCGAUUCGCGGUACUCCGGCGGUUAUGCUGCCGGCGGCGGUCGCGGCGGGUACGGCGGGUACGGCGGUGGCGGCUAUGGAGCGUAUGGCGGUCAGUACGGCGGUGGGAUGAACGGGGGCGGGUAUGGCGGAGGGUACGGCUCGGGCGGCUACGGUGGAAGCGCCGCUGCCUACGAGGGAGGGUACGGGGCGGCUGGCGGUUAUGGCGGAAGCUCCGGCUACGGCGGAUCUCCCGGCGCGGGCGGUUAUGGUCAAGCUGGCGGUGCCGGCGGACGGUCCCAAUGGCCCGCCGGGUACGGUCAGGGCGCGGCGGGUGGCUAUGGCGGUGGCUCUGCGGGUGGCGGGUCUGGUUAUGCACAGGGAGCCACCGGCCAAGGCUACGGUGCUUCGGGCGCCGCUGGCCAAGGCUACGGUAGCUCUGGUUACGGUUACGGCGGGGCGGAAGGGUACGGCGCGGGGGCUGGCACCGCAGGUGGUUAUGCGAGCGGCGGAGGUGCGAGGCAAGGCGGGUACGGCGCGACUGGUGGUACUGGCGGCUAUGGAAGCGGAGGCCAGGCGGCGGGAACCACUAGUGCGAAUUAUUCUGGCUACAGUGAUGCGUAUGGUAGCUCCGGCGGGUAA